AUGGCGAGAUUUAGCACCUUUGUCUUAAUAAUUGUUCUGGCUACUGCUGUUUCGGCUUUGCCUCAACGCAAUCGUCCUUUCCCGACAACUAAAAAGCCGGAUCAGGCGGAACCAACUACACAGGAGACGACGACAAGCUCUUCUGAAGCAGCUCCCUAUCCGGCAUCAGGAUUUCGGCCGGGAAGAGCUUUCGAACUUCCUUCUGAGGACUCAGGAGUAACUGAACCAGCUCCAAGUUACGGCCCACCCGACCGUGAGGGCCGAGCCAACGAGCCUGCACCCAAUACACCUGCAACAAGUUACGGAGCACCAGCCCGUGGUGGACGAGCUAAUACCCCUGCACCUCCUCAACCCUCUUCCAGCUACGGUCCACCAUCUCGUGAUGCAAGUGCCAACAACCCUGCUCCUGCCACACCGGCUCCAAGCUCUCCAAAACCAACACGUGGCAGUCGUGCAAGGACACCAGCAACGCCUAAGCCAUCUACAAGUUACGGAGCACCAGCUCGAGGUGGACGUGCCAGCACACCAGCUCCUUCUGAACCAGCACCAAGCUAUGGCCCACCAGCCCGCGGAGGAAGAACUUACACUCCACCACCAACUGCUGAUCCUUUACCAACAUAUCUCCCUCCCUCAGAUAAAUAUGGUCCUCCUGAAGGGCAAACUCCAACAACAACACCUGAAGAGCCUGAAGCUGAACCAACUACUCCGAAACCUGAAACUCCACGUACCCUAACUGGAAAUGGAUUCUACUUCAUCCAGCUGCCCAAUGGAUUCAUCUCCAGAACAGGACUGCUUUCAGUAGGAGCUCCAGAAGCGAAGAGUCCUGAUGCCGAUGCAUCUGUAGAUGACGUAGAAACAAUUGAAGCAGUCACGCCAGCAUCUCGGCCCGUCCCUGCCGCACCAGCCGCUCCAGCUGCCCCCGCCGCUCCUGCCGCUCCUGCCGUACCUAUUGGACCAAUUUCCCCUGUUGCCCCAGUCUCGCCAGUUGCCCCAGUUGUUCCGACGGUAGGAGUUCAACCUGCUAUACAAACUCAGCAAACCAGCGUACAAUACUGGCCACCCCGACAAACCGAGAGGUUAGUAGCUGUGCAGCCCGAAGUUGUUGUGAGUAAUACACAAUAUGUACAGCCCCUUGAAUAUGCUGAAUACGUACAACCCGUACAAAGCCAAGCCCUUAUUGAAGCUGCCGAGCCCUUGUAUUAUAUUCAACCUCAAACCUACUCCUACACUUCUGCCUACAGAAGUUGGUGA
This is a messenger RNA of Hermetia illucens (black soldier fly), 1251 nucleotides long. Its product is annotated as extensin-like. Lineage: Eukaryota; Metazoa; Arthropoda; Insecta; Diptera; Stratiomyidae. The record is from RefSeq and is a predicted model, not a curated record. The transcript has a single exon. Bases 1 to 1251 code for a protein of 416 amino acids.